CAAUCGGUUGUCAACAGCAGAAAAAAUAACAACAAAUGGAGCUGUCCGUACUGUACUCAUGCAGGAAAAACUAAUCUCCAGUUGGUUCUAGGUUUUGUUCGUCCUCAUCGAUUGGUUAGUUUAUGUUUCGUUGCGCUGGUGAAUUGUGUUUUACGUACGCGAUUGCGUUUGUAUCAGCAUGAAAAUCCACUUCCGCGAACAGUACUGCUCGAAUGGAGAGGAAAUUCUCUACGUCACGCCAGAUCACCAAGACACUGUCGUUCGCGUAACAGUUAAGGGUGAACGGCCAUCGAUACGGAAGCGCUUCAGCUUAAAGCGGUUUUUCCAGCAUCUCUUCCUGCCUGUUGGAUAUCCGGACAGUGUGAGCAGUGACUACUUAUCAUACCAAAAGUGGGACACGUUGCAGGCUUUCUGUAGCACCAUAAGUGGAACGCUAACAACUCAUGCAAUCCUCAAAGGAGUUGGAGUCGGAAGCGAUGCGGCCAACCCACUUUCAGCAACAAUUACAUGGGUGCUCAAGGAUGGUACUGGACAUUUGGGUAGAAUACUGUUCGCCUGGUGGAAAGGUUCGGAAUUAGAUAUCGAUUCGAAAAAGUGGCGCAUCCGCGCGGAUAUACUGAACGAUGUUGCGAUGGCUAUUGAUCUGUUCGUGCUGCCGUACUAUCCGAAGGCGUCUACGUACAUACUUUGUGCAACAACUACCAUGAAAGCGAUAGUCGGUGUGGCGGGUGGAGCGACCAGAUCCGCGCUUACCCAACACCAUGCCAUACGCGGUAACUUGGCGGACGUAGCAUCGAAAGAUAGCGCACAGGAAACUUGUGUCAAUUUGAUUGCCUCCUUUGUAGGGCUUUUCCUUCUCACGUACCUGCAAAAUCAAAAGGUGUUAUAUGGUUUAUUUGCCUUUGUGACACUGAUUCACAUCUACGCCAAUAUCAAGGCGGUUAAGGCAGUCUGCUUGCGAACGUUUAAUGAAGCACGCUACUUAAUCGCACUGGAAGAGUACUUUAAAUCCGGAAUGAUGCUCUCUCCUCAGCAAGUCAACAAGCUGGAAAGAGUCACCGUCGGCCAAACGGUGACACUGACGGCUCGGGUGAAAAUUGGAUGCUCUGUCCGGGAGCUCACCGAGUUUUAUCGCAAUUGCUACGAUCUGGAAAACCUGAUCGCUUGUUUUGAUUCGCGAGACAAGUUUCUUAUAGCAGAAACGCGCCACUAUGUCGGUGUAUACCUGCACUUCACGGUAAAACCGCUGGAUAUUAUAAAAUCUUACUUUUACGUUGCUUCCUACUUGCAAGACAAGAGCCAGCUGCGCGAUCGCUACUGGGAAAUACAAAACAAGUGGAACGAAUUCCUUAACAUGGCUCAGUGCGAGGGAUGGAACGUGCAUGCGCAUUUGCUCAAAACCGAUGAGUAUCGGCUCGAUUGGAGGAUAUAGACCGCCGUAAGAUAUCGCCAUUAUCUGCCCAACUAUCUAGUACCAGCGUUCGGCGCAGAUUACUGCUGUUCGUAGAGAGGGGGUAGUCCGUUCCUCUUUCGCGUGCUUUCACAAUAAUGGCACUCAAAAAUCCUAUGUCCUCCAUCGCACUACCAUCAGGAUUGUAUUGUGCAGGAUUAUAAGCCGAGUGCCAAAGAGACGGUAACGGAUGGAAGAACAGCACAGCAAACCCAACGGAAUGGAAUAACACAACGACAAAUAACAACGAAACCAUUUUGUUCUAGUCAGUACGGAGGACGGAUCAGACGGAAAGGAAAACACGUCCCAACGACACGCACGCACCUUUUUAGGACCAAACUAUGGGAGCACAUCGGCAACCGUAGCUCGCAUUUUAGAAUUAGACGAAUGCACUAUUUCCAUUGUUCUGCAAUGUGUAGUAGCGAGUUGACGCAAGCGAACGGUCAUAGAUCCGUAAGAUAAACGCAAAUGAUAGAAUUGUUCGUCGUUAAGAUUACUUUUAGAAGAAGGAUUGAAGUUAGCUCAACAGUUUAACACCAGGCGUUUCAAGCAACAUCGACGCCAACGAAAAUUCAUUUUCGAACUCCAUAUUUUACGAUACAACAAGCUGUGUAGGGAAUUUUAAUCAUAUCAACUACAAAUGAACACGCCGUUUGUCAAGACAUUUUUCGAUCCCCAAACUCCGGUUUUACUACACGACGUAGAAAAGAAAUUUUAUCCGCUUAAAAGCAUUUGAUUAAUCGAUUAAACUUUGAACAAUUGCUUUUAUUGCCACUUAUUCCGUAUUCCGCAAUAAGCAAGUUAGUUAAGAAUAUCAAAAUGGUACCAGAUGAGUUUCUGGGUUUUUUUUUUAAAUGAAACUCCAAUACAGCAGCAGACUGUUAGUCAUUCCUCUAUGAUAGGUUCCAAACACUUUUAUCGAGCCGACAGCUGACAUGCGAUAGUAAGAUAGAGAAAGGCAGCACGUUUUUAUGCAUUAGGCUUUUAGCACAGUUUUAAACGGCAUUUUAUCAGUAAAAAAAUAGCAGCAGAGAACCGAAAACCAAAACUCAAACCGUCUACAAAUGUAUGCUUCACUGCUGUGAUAAAACAGAAAAUUAGCGCAAUUCAA
Molecule: messenger RNA, 2561 nt
Organism: Anopheles coluzzii
Lineage: Eukaryota; Metazoa; Arthropoda; Insecta; Diptera; Culicidae
Product: RUS family member 1
Exons: 5
Coding region: 179-1432 (417 amino acids)
Source: RefSeq, a predicted model, not a curated record